GCGUGCAGGUAGUGGUGGUUUAAGGAAAAUUUUGACACUCAAUCAUCAAUCUAACCAGGUCAUGAGGAUGCUAGUUCGUUCCGGAUGGGCAGCCAUGGUGGACAGAGGGAAGCGGCGAGUUGCGUCCACAUCGGCAUUCCUUUCAGCCAUCUUUUAUCCAUCUGUUUUUGCAGACCUGGAUAUGCAUGAGGAUGAUGUCUCAGAUGAAGACUCUGCAGGUCCACUGAAAUGGCUCCUGCGCAAACUGAUGACUCUCGGAUCACAUAGUCCACGGACCAUGCGCUUGACAGUAAUGCAUGUUUGUGGGCUGUGGCUUCUUCACCCCAAUGUGGCCCUAGUAUAUCUUCCAGAGAUCCGCGCACUCGCACUGCAUGGGGCAGAUGUGGUAGACGAAGAGCUUGACGGGGAGAUUGGCGAUGGCCAAGUGGCUUGUUCAGAGUAUGCCACGUUGCUCCAGAGUGCUGAUCCAGAGCUUACAGAGAUUUUUACAAACUCAGAAAUGUACGUCAGGGUUACUGUCGCUGUAAUGGUUCACAAGAUGUGUUGCAUGGAAGAAAAGCAGGAGCUUGAGCUCCGCAAUGAAGCAUGUGAAGCUGAUGUCGCGGCAGCUCGCCAGUUUGGCCGGAAGCUUCUCCUUGAUCUCCUUUCAUCAACGCUCACAGAUGCAGCUCUCUCGAAGGAGCUCUACAAGAAGAACAGUGCGGUGAACAACAAACUAGGGGUAUGGUUCAUCAAUUCAGCACAAUACAGGGGCUGGAUCUUCGAUGACAACCUGGACAUUCCACGAUGGGUGUGGGUUCUUCGCAGCGCACCGACGGUGAAAUAUGACAUCUACCUUCCAUAUGACAGUAGAUGGCGGCAAAUGGGUGCAAAGAGGAUGGUGGACAGAGACGUGGGCUUUAUCAAUAAGCCCAUGAUAGAUGACGCCUCAUUGCUGGAUGACAGGCAGAGACUACAGACCAUGGCAGAGCUACACAAGGUGGGCCAAGCAGCGGAGCUGGCCUUCUUGGAAAAUAGAAGAGCAAGAGAGGAGUCACAGAAGUCAGAAGCGGAGGGAAGUUCAGAGGAAAGGGGGGACGAUGGUGUGCAGGGAAGUAAGAACGGUUCAAGGAGUAAGGGAACGAGAGAGGAAGAGACAAAAGAAGAUGGCGAAGACAGAGUCAAUGAAGGGGAAGGGAAGGGGAGAGAAUCAUUAGCUUCUCUCGAGAGGAAAAUCAGUGACAGGGAAUCAGUGAAAGGGGAUAGCUCAUACCAGGGACCUAAGCGGGCACAUUCAGGGAAGGGAACAGAUGAAGCUUCCACACAGGGGGAACAGGAGCACAAGGAAGAUAUGGAGGAAGAAGGCAAGGGGGAACAAGGAUCUCAAGGGGAAGAAAUGGAAAUUACAGCCUCUUCAGAUGACACGUCAGCAUCAGCCUCAACGAACCACCAAACAGAACAUGUGCCUUCAGCAGGCCGAACUAGCUCUACAAACAGCUCACCUUCCGGUGAUACGGAAAACACAGCAGAGGACUCGGGGGGGGGAGAGGACGAAGGAGCAGGGAAAACGUCACAGGAUACAAAUUUGGAUGGGGACAGUGACAUGGGGGAGGAGGAAUGGGAUGAGGAAGAAGGGGAGGAGAAUCCGGAGACGCUAGCACAGUGGAUUAAGCACGUUCACAAGCUGAAGUGGGAGAGACACAUUGAAUGUGAGAUUCGUCUGGCACACCACAAGCAUUUGCGCAAUUUGAAACAAGCCACAACAGCAGGGGAUGACAUCACAACAGCAAACAGAUUUGAAAGACUGAAGAAUGAGAUGGAGGUUAAUGAGUUCUACGCUACGCAAUAUGGAUGGAAGGCUAGGCUGGACUAGAAUGACAUCACGGUGCACAAUGCAGGGUACGCCAAGCAGUUCAUUUGGCCGAAGUC
This is a messenger RNA of Chara braunii, 1908 nucleotides long. The record is from the annotation of a GenBank genome assembly. NCBI's taxonomy places the organism in Eukaryota, Viridiplantae, Streptophyta, Charophyceae, Charales, Characeae.